This is a messenger RNA of Archocentrus centrarchus (flier cichlid), 3509 nucleotides long. RefSeq names its product probable ubiquitin carboxyl-terminal hydrolase creB. Gene Ontology annotation, cellular component: nucleus; cytosol. The transcript is spliced from 13 exons. The record is from RefSeq and is a predicted model, not a curated record. Bases 479 to 3064 code for a protein of 861 amino acids. Gene Ontology annotation, molecular function: cysteine-type deubiquitinase activity. NCBI's taxonomy places the organism in Eukaryota, Metazoa, Chordata, Actinopteri, Cichliformes, Cichlidae. Gene Ontology annotation, biological process: protein deubiquitination.
AAUGGGUACCUGUAAAAUAUGUUUUGUAAACCCCGUUUUGCUUUUAUUUCAUGUACUGGUUGUAAUUCUUGCUUUUGUCAGUAAGUGGUGCUAUUGUAACAGAGGUCAAAAAGUACGGGAAGUUGGAAAAAACCUCUUAGUUACGUACCCUGGCGUGGUAACUGAGAAAAACAGAAGAGGAGGACAUUUUGUUUUGAGCCAAAACUGGUUGAAGAAGACGACUUUAUGGCCACUUGAGUGAAGAAUCCAGAUCUUUGGAAUCAUCAGGUGUGCAGGGCUGCCCAGCUCCAACCUCCGGUCCCGCCUCAGAGAGGCGGAGAAACUCCACAGUACCUGCCUCCCGGACAGGUGAAAGAGAGAGAGAAAGAGAGAGAGAGAGACAGAAAGAGAGAGAGAGAGAAAGAGACUGCCACAGCAGCAAUACCCCAGCAUCCUGACAGCAACGCAGAAGUGAAGGGAUCAUCAGGAGAGACUGAAAAUGUAUUUGUUGGAGAGUGCACGACAGCUUUUCAACAACACCUCUCUGGCAGGUAAUAAAUAUCAUGGACUGAUGAACCAAGGAGCAACAGAUUACCUGAACAGUGUGCUGCAGGUGUUGUUCAUGACCAAAGACUUCAGAGAAGCUGUAACGAGGUUCUCUGAUGAAAAUCCUCACACUGAGUUUAUUGAUCAUCAUCUCAAAGCCUUGUUUGAUGACUUACAGAAAUAUACAACGUACACAUAUAACAUAACAAAGAAGCUGGGCAUCGACAAUGUGUAUGAAGAGCGUGAUGCUGCAGAGUAUUUUGAGAGGGUUUUAAGAAAGACCAGCCCUGAGGCAUCAAAGACCUUUUACGGCCUGUUAGCAAACAAGACCACCUGUCAUAGGUGUCAUACAGAGACUGACAGAGAUGCACCAUUCUGGCAUCUUCCUCUUUCAUUGGUGGAGUCCUGCAGUGAAGUCUACAGUGUGGUGAACGGCAUCGAGGAGUUUUUCAAGCCUUCAGUUUUAUGUGGAGAAAACCAGAUGUACUGUGAUGAGUGUGAUGACAAAGUUGAUGCUACUUUAAGAGAUGUAAUAAAACAUCAUCCAGAUGUUUUGAUUCUGCUGCUGAAGAGGUUUGAGUUCGACUAUGAUUACAUGUCAUAUGUCAAGAUCAGCUGUCCUGUGGAGGUUCCCUACACCCUGCAGAUACCAGAGAGUCAGACAUAUGAACUGUAUGCAGUUGUGGAUCAUUUUGGUCAUUUGAGAGGUGGACGUUACACUGCAACAAUCAAGAUCCAGGAGGAUGAAGACGGAUGGUUCAACUUUGAUGACACCAGUGUCACAUUAGCUGCAGAACAGCUGUUCCAGAAAGAUCACACUGAGAGAUCCCAGACUGCAUAUAUUCUGUUUUACAGAAAGAAGGAAGUUACUGGUACUCCAGACUUCAGGGUUGUGUCCAACAGUGAAAGCAUCCAGUUCACUACCAGUGAUCACCAUGAUGAGUAUCGACAAGCUGAAAAGAAGAGAAAGAGAGACGAGGAUGAGGCAACAGCAGCACUCUGUAAUGAUCCUGUAAAUGUUGUUUGUACUGACAAAGAUAAAGAUGAGACAGAGGUCAUGAGUCCUGAGUUUGGAGCAGCAGAGGUAUCACCUCCCCUCAGCUUGAAUGUAGAUCAUUCAGAAAGUGAAGUUCAUGUUGAGACUUUGAGAAAUGAAGGAACUGGAGUCAAUGAGUUGGAUCAAAAAGAAGGAGUGGAUGAUGUUAGACAGAGCAGACCAGAUAAUAACCAUGAUAUUAAACCUGAAGUCAGUGACAGACCUGCAGUGUGUGAUCAUGUAAACAAAGAUGAGACGAGGGAUGCAAAAACAGGUAAAGAUGGAAAUAAUGAAGAUAAACAAUCAGAACAGAAAUGCCAUGAAGAAGAUCCACAUGAUGAAGAAUCAGACGACUACAGACAGACCACAGAUGAACAUCAGGGAGGUGAAGAAAAGACUGGAAAAGAUUCCAGCGUUAAUCCUGCUCAUGUUCAUGACACAAAUGGAAAGACUGACUCUGAUAAACCAACAACAGAAAUGAGCUUUAAUAAACUUCAGGACAAAGAAGAAGUUGAUGAGAGCAAAGAAAACAUAAAAGAGGAUCAGAGUCAGAAACAGAGAAAACAACAGAGUGAUCACAAUGAUACACUAAACAUGCAGGAAAUCAGUGUUACACAUUCAGCUGAUGAAUCUGUUUGUGUGGAGAGACAAAACAGGAAUGUGACAGAGGACAGGAGAGGAAAGGAAGGAAGGGAUAUUCAAGCUUCCAUGGAAAAACAGGUUUACAAUCAAGGUGUGGAGCAUAAAGACAUGAGCAGAUUGUGUGAUUUUGGGCAAAACACAGCAGAGAAGCUCAGCAGCACCUCAACAACACACAAAGGUGUUCAGAAACAGACCAAAGAGCAGAAAAAUGAAGGAGAUCCUGAGAAAAUUCAAACCAGAGAGAAGUCCUCUCGGAGAAGACAAGAAACAAUGAUCGAGGAAGCUGAUAGAAACAAAAAUAUAAGAGCAGGAAGUUCUCAGUCAGAUGUCAGAGCUGGAAAUCAAGGAGUCACAGAAGGAGAACAUCAUUCACAGAAAUCACAACCUCAAAAAACUGAUGAAGAAAUCAGAGAGACGGCUGUUCAUGAAAACAGUGAAACAAAGAGCAGAAGAUUAAAAACUGCAGAGAAAGCCUCAGAGCACAGCACCAAGAGAAGUGAGAAAAUCAAAGGAAAAGCUGAAAAAAAAUCAUCUUCAACAAAAGUUUCAAUGAACACUUUGUCCUCAAGUGUCGACAGUUUAACACUGAAUGAAUCAAAUUUACCAGAGAAGCAGAAACAAGGAACCAACAAAAGAAAACACGAGGAGGAUGAGAGAAUUAGUCCAGAAACCACCGAACUGCUCAGACUCUCUAAUUUAGAAAUAGAAGCUCCUGCUGUGAAAAAUAAAGGCAAGAAAAGAGGGUUGUUCUCUCGACUGAGAAGCAAAAAGAAACAACAAAGCCAUAAAUCAUCAAAACCAAAGAAAACUCCUGUUUGUGCUCAAACUUCAUGCUUCAUCCAGGAUUCAGAUUCUAAUUAAGGUGAAAUCCACGCUGAAUAAAUUUGAAAGAUUAUUAUCUAUGUGUAUCAGUGUCAUAAUCCAGGUGAUAUUUUUAGUUUUUAAUUGAAUAUUAUUAUAAAUAUCACACCAACAGACAUCAGCAGCAUUCAGGCCAAAUGAAGAGCACUUUAAUAACUUUGUUUCUCCUGAUCUUAGAGAACGCAGUUUGGUUGUUGUGCUCCUCUUUGUGUUCAGGUGGAGAAUAACUCUGAAAAUUCACUUUAAUAAACAAACAGAAACACAAUUAUAUCACAUUUUCAGACUGAAGGGUCAAUCAUUUUUGUUGGUUGUCACUCUUGAAGUGUUCACAGAAACUGUUUAAUACUGAUAUAACUAUUACAUUGUGUUCACUUUUAUGAUUUUUAUCUUGUUAAAAAUACUUUAGAAUUGAUAGCAGUGAAUACACACUGAUUUUGUGUAUGUG